Messenger RNA from Sorghum bicolor (sorghum), 2225 nucleotides. Its product is annotated as zinc finger protein 8. The coding region runs from base 488 to 1426 and encodes 312 amino acids. The transcript is spliced from 4 exons. Lineage: Eukaryota; Viridiplantae; Streptophyta; Magnoliopsida; Poales; Poaceae. Gene Ontology annotation, biological process: trichome morphogenesis; trichome differentiation; response to gibberellin. Gene Ontology annotation, molecular function: DNA-binding transcription factor activity. The record is from RefSeq and is a predicted model, not a curated record.
CGACUCUCACAAGGCCGGCCGGUAGCUAGCUAGCAUCCUUUUGGAAUAUGAGUUGUUGCAGAUUGAGGUAACUGCAGAGAGUGAAAUUACCAAGAUCUAGAAUUUCAUUCAUUUAUACUUUAAAAGGAAUGCCCACGGAAGCAAUGAGUCAACAAAUCUGAACAAGCAUCGAAUUGAUCACUUCCCCUGUGAACCCCUCAACCCCUUACCCUAAACUGGUCCCGUUCCUACCCACCGAAUUUAACCCAUUUUUAGCAGGGAACACGUACCGGCACCCAAUACAUCAGAGCAGCAGCAGCUCGGCUCUCCUCGCUCCAUGCCAACAUACCACCAUAAACGCAACAGCAGCAGGGGCAGCCGGCCAAGGCGAGAGAAAACUCCUGAGAGAGCUGGAGCCGUAGGCUUGGCUAGCUGUAGGUCUUCCUUGUUGCUUCCCUAGCUACACAUCCCUUACCCUAAGCGCGCAUCUCGCGCUAGCUCUUGGGCAAUGAGCGAGCAAGGCGGGCAGCACGUCGGGGGUACCAGCCCGUCGGACACGGCCAUCGAGUCCUUCUCGCAGCUCCCCUUCGUCCGCCCCAAGCCCCCGCAGCCGCCGGCGUCCUCGUCCAGUCCCUCGUCGAUCCGGCUGUUCGGCUUCGAGGUUCCACCCGACGCCGUCACGUCCUCCUCCGCAACCAGUGAUGCUACCGCGGCCAGCAGCGCCACCGCAGCGGGCGGCCAGGUGGUGGUGUCGGGUGCCGGUGCAGGUGCAGGCGACGGCAGCGGCAGCGGCGGCGCAGGGCGCAAGUUCGAGUGCCACUACUGCUGCCGGAACUUCCCGACGUCGCAGGCGCUGGGCGGGCACCAGAACGCGCACAAGCGGGAGCGGCAGCACGCGAAGCGCGCGCAGUACCAGAGCGCGAUGGCCAUGCAUCACGCGCACUACCCUGCAGGCUACCAUCCCCACGCGUACCCCGCCUUCACUGCUAGCUACCACCACCGCUUCGGCAUGGCGCGGUACGAGCCCCCGCCGGGACCGCCGCCGCACUACCCCUCGUGGUCCAGCCACCAUCCCACGCAGGCUGCCGCUCCGCCGCCGGUGGUGGUGCCCAGAUACUACGGCGGGGCCGCCGGCUCCCUGUCGCAGCCCAUCAACGGCAGCCCCGUGCCGGCUGCCGCUCUCUGGCGGGUCCCGGCCGUUACCGUGGCCGCCGCGGCGCCACUGGUGCGCCAGGAGCGGCCGGCGCCGCUGUCCUUGGGCGGAGGACGUGGCGAGGACGCAAUGGCAGGAGCAAGGAAAGGGAACGUAGCAGCAGGACACGGAGGCUCGCGUUCUUCCUCCUCGUCAUCCACCUCGUCGCAGCAUGAACGCCGCCGGGCAGGUGCUGCUGCUGCUGCAGAGAACAGAGAGAACCUGCUGCGUGGGAGGAGACUCGCAAUCAAUUGACAAUGGUCACAGCUCCUGGACAACCGUCCAACAAAGUGUCAAUCUUCACAAGUGUCGAUCUUCUUAGCUCUAUGCGUGAUGACAUCACCAAGUACAAGACUGAUAAGGUGAUUGACCGAGCUCAAAGCACAAGAUUGGCCCUUACCAAUUAGAGAGGGUCUUGUUUGGUGAUGUUCAAGCAACUAGUGGAAAGUACCUGAUAAUCAGAGGCCUUCUAGGUAAUAAAUAUGUUUGAUCUCUUCUUUGCAUGUAUCUUCUCCAUAUUAUUUUGGGAUGGCAUGAUACAAUUUUGCUGAUCAUUGCAUAACUUGGGAAACUAAAGGCACUUUCAGAAAUGAUCCAGAGUGCACCAAAUAUUUUAUUAUUUAUUGAAUUUUAAAAGGAUGAGGUCUCACGAAGAGAAUCGACCCAACGAUGAAGGCUUCCCCUCUUGGAACAGAUCACCGAUAAAUUGAUGAUCGCACAUGGCACAUUAUUAAUGCUGAGAAGAGGGAAUGAUAGAGAUCAAUUUCUUCUGUGUUAAUUGCUUUGUGUUUAACAUUUAGUACCUUCUAUCUUAAGAUCAUCAUGCACACAUAGAGAGCAGUUUUGCUUCUCAAAGUAACCCAUUUGAGCAUGACUGCAUUGUUCAUUGCAUGCAUUUAACAUGCAUUGUAUCUUAAUAUCAUCAUGCAUAUGUACAACAACUUUUAUUCUAAAAAGUAGCCCAUCUAAUCAUGAUGUUGUUAGUGUAAAGUGUAAACAUAUGAUGACAUCAAUAUCAAUGGGUUCUAAUGUAAGUGAGUAAGAAAUGGUACAA